CAGAGGAGGUCAGCAGCCUCUCGGACAGGACUGAGAGAGGGAGAGAGGGAGGGAGAAAAUAACACAGAGCAACACAGCGUUCAGCAACUCACUGGAGUGCAAGAGAACUGAAUGCGAGCGUGAUGACAUCACAAAGCCCUUUGAUUCCGCUGCUGGUGACGCUGCUGUCGCUAGGCAGAUUUUCAUCAGGCCAGUCGGCAGAUCAUACAGAGAUUCGGGUUUGGCCGGGUGGUUCCGUGACUCUACCUUGUCUGGUACCGGCGGGCUCCAUCAACGGUACUUCUUUCAAGUGGCUGAAGCAGAGUUUUGCCAUCGCCGGCACGGACACAACCACGCAAAACGCCAGAGUGUCGACAGGGAAAGAUUACUCCCUCGAGAUCAAAAACACGACACCCCAAGACUCCGACAUUUACACCUGCGUCGUCUCUGAUGCAGAACAGAGGAGUGAGGCUCCCGUGCGUCUGACUGUGGCAACUGAUCUGCAGCAGACCCCGCGUCUUGUGACUGUACACCCGGGCGAUUCUUUCACUGUGAGCUGCAAGGAGCCGCUAGAAACGCCCUUGGGACCCAUCCGAUUAUACCUGUUGAAUGCCGCCGGUUCAGAGACCCUCGUCUCCACGUUUAUGAAGAACAGAGGGGUGGAAAACCAUCCCAGAGCGAGCAUGACGUCCAGGGGAGAUGGAGAAUGGGUCUUCGAAGUUAUGGGAGUGACAGCCGCGGACGAGGGCGAUUAUAUCUGCAGGAAGUUUAGGAAAAUUAGUGGCAAAGAAGACGAGGUGAUCGGACAGGGAGAGAAAACCAAGCUGGUUGUGGGAAAUAGAUUUCCUGUUUCCUCUCCUCUCUCUCUCUCUCUGGUUGUGUCUCAACCCAGUAUAACUCAGGGCUCUGUGAUUGGCACAGAGGAGGGAGAGGUCACUGUACCCUGCACUGUGACAGAGGCUCCUCCAGGACCAGUGAGAUGGUACAGGGACACUGGCAGAGGCAGACAGUAUCUUUACUCUCCAUCCUCCCCUCCGCCCAAUGAGAGAAACGACCCCCGUGUGUCUCUUGUACAUCAUCACCACGCCACAGAUCUCUCCAUUCGAAUUGUGAACCUGAACCUGCGUGACUCAGGAACGUAUUACUGUGAGAAAUACAGAGGGAUUGAUGUGACCCUCAUUGCUAGCGGCUCAGGGAGCAGGCUGCGUGUGCAAGCUCUGCCUCCACCCAUUAUAACUCAGGACCCAGACCCUGUGACUGGCACAGAGGAGGGUGAGGUCACUGUACGCUGCACCCUGUCCAGAGUGGGUGCUGCAGGACCAGUGAGAUGGUACAGGGGCACUCUCAGAGACAGACAGCAUCUCUACUCUACAGCAGCCCCUCUACCCAAUGAAAGCAACGACCCCCGUGUGUCCAGAGUACAUCCAGACCACCCCACAGAUCUCUCCAUUCGAAUUGUGAGGCUGACCCUGCGUGACUCAGGAACUUAUUACUGUGAGAAAUACAGAGGGUUUGAUGGGUCCCAAAUAGCUGGGGGUGCAUUCACCUGGCUGCGUGUGCAAGAGCGCUCUCCUAUCAGUAUAACUCAGGACCCAGACCCUGUGAAUGGCACAGAGGAGGGUGAGGUCACUUUACCCUGCACCCUGUCCAGAGUGGGUCCUCCAGGACCAGUGAGAUGGUACAGGGACACUGGCAGCGGCAGACAGUAUCUCUACUCUACAUUCCCCCUUCCGCCCAAUGAGAGAAACGACCCCCGUGUGUCUCAAGUACAUCAAAACAACCCCACAGAUCUCUCCAUUCGAAUUGUGGACCUGAACCUGCGUGACUCAGGAAUGUAUUACUGCUACAAAUACAGAGGGUUUGAAGAGAUCCCCAUUGCUAGCGGCUCAGGGAGCAGGCUGAGUGUGCAAGUGAUCCCUCCUCCCAUUAUAACUCAGCCCCCACACUCUGUGACUGGCACAGAGGAGGGUGAGGUCACUUUACCCUGCACCCUGUCCACAGUGGGUGCUUCAGGACCAGUGAGAUGGUACAGGGGCACUCUCAGAGACAGACAGCAUCUCUACUCUACAGCAGCCCCUCCACCCAAUGAAAGCAACGACCCCCGUGUGUCCAGAGUACAUCCAGACCACCCCACAGAUCUCUCCAUUCGAAUUGUGAACCUGACCCUGCGUGACUCAGGAACUUAUUACUGUGACAAAUACAGAGGGUUUGAUGGGUCCCAAAUAGCUGGGGGUGCAGGGACCUGGCUGCGUGUGCGAGAGAUCCCUCCUCCCAUUAUAACUCAGGACCCAGACUCUGUGACUGGCACAGAGGAGGGUGAGGUCACUGUACCCUGCACCCUGUCCACAGUGGGUCCUGCAGGACCAGUGAGAUGGUACAGGGGCACUGGCAGCGGCAGAGAGUAUCUCUACUCUACAGACCCUCUGCCCAAUGAGAGCAACGACCCCCGUGUGUCCAGAGUACAUCCAGACCACCCCACAGAUCUCUCCAUCCAAAUUGUGAACCUGACCCUGAGUGACUCAGGAACGUAUUACUGUGAGAAAUACAGAGGGUUUGAUGGGUCCCUCAUUGCUGUGGGCACAGGGAGCAGUGUGCGAGCGACUCCGCCGCGUUGCCACGGAUACGAGAAGGCCUGGCUGCCGUGCGUGGACGGCCCCUCCCCCUCUGGGAAGGCGAUUCUAGGCGAGUCUCUGUCGGAGUUCUCUGUGAGUCUGUACCGCGCUGUCGCACACGCCCAGACCAGCACGCGCAACCUCUUCUUCUCCCCGCUCAGCGUCGCCAUGGCGCUCUCACACCUCCUGCUGGGAGCGCGUGGCGAUGCCCAGACUGCCCUGGAGGAGGCGCUGUUUCUCCCCCAGAAUUUCGAGUGCCUGCAUAAGGAGCUGAGAAGCCUGUCCUCCCGAAACCUCCUGACUGCAUCGCAGAUCUACGUGAGGCCGGGUCUUGAACUGCAGGAGUUCUUCAAGGACCAAUCGAAAGAGUUCUACGGGGAGGGGCCUCAGCUGCUGACCAAUGACAGCGAAGCGAACGUGAGGAUGGUCAACGAGUGGGUGGCUGAGCACACGGAACACAAGAUCACGCGCCUGGUGGACGACGUGCCGGCAACCACUGAGCUGCUGCUGCUGAACGCAAUCUACUACCAAG
Molecule: messenger RNA, 3123 nt
Organism: Acipenser ruthenus (sterlet)
Lineage: Eukaryota; Metazoa; Chordata; Actinopteri; Acipenseriformes; Acipenseridae
Product: hemicentin-1-like
Cellular component (GO): plasma membrane
Source: RefSeq, a predicted model, not a curated record